Molecule: messenger RNA, 2621 nt
Organism: Gavia stellata (red-throated loon)
Lineage: Eukaryota; Metazoa; Chordata; Aves; Gaviiformes; Gaviidae
Gene: KPNA5
Product: karyopherin subunit alpha 5
Exons: 13
Coding region: 4-1614 (536 amino acids)
Biological process (GO): NLS-bearing protein import into nucleus
Cellular component (GO): nucleus; cytoplasm; nucleoplasm
Molecular function (GO): protein binding; nuclear import signal receptor activity
Source: RefSeq, a predicted model, not a curated record
AACAUGGCAAGCCCGGGUAAAGAUAACUUCAGAAUGAAAAGCUACAAGAAUAAUGCACUUAAUCCCCAAGAAAUGCGCAGACGAAGAGAGGAGGAAGGAAUCCAGCUUCGAAAACAGAAAAGGGAAGAACAGCUGUUUAAACGCCGAAACGUUUCUCUCCCGGGAAAUGAAGAAUCUAUGGUAGAAAGUCCAAUUCAGGAUCCUGAUGUCAGCUCUACUGUACCCAUUCCAGAGGAAGAAGUUAUUACAGUAGAUAUGGUGCAGAUGAUUUUCUCAGAUGAUCCUGAUCAGCAGCUCACAGCAACUCAGAAAUUCAGGAAAUUGCUAUCUAAAGAGCCUAAUCCACCUAUAGAUGAAGUCAUACAAAAACCAGGAGUAGUACAGAGAUUUGUGAAGUUUCUAGAGAGGAAUGAGAAUUACACCCUGCAAUUUGAAGCAGCUUGGGCUUUGACAAACAUAGCAUCUGGAACUUUUCUACACACCAAAGUUGUAAUUGAAACUGGAGCUGUUCCAAUUUUUAUUAAGUUGCUUAGUUCAGAACAUGAAGAUGUACAGGAGCAGGCAGUGUGGGCUCUUGGUAACAUUGCUGGUGAUAAUGCAGAAUGCAGAGACUUUGUUUUAAACUGUGGAAUUUUACCACCCCUCUUGGAACUGUUAACAAAUUCAAAUCGUCUUACAACAACUAGAAAUGCAGUCUGGGCUCUCUCAAAUCUCUGCAGAGGAAAGAACCCUCCUCCAGACUUCAGUAAGGUGGCUCCUUGCUUAAAUGUUUUAUCAAGACUGUUGUUUAGCAGUGACCCGGAUGUUUUAGCAGAUGCUUGCUGGGCCCUCUCUUACCUUUCAGAUGGUCCCAAUGAUAAAAUUCAAGCUGUUAUUGAUUCUGGAGUGUGUCGAAGAUUGGUAGAGCUGCUUAUGCAUAAUGAUUACAAGGUGGUAUCCCCUGCAUUAAGAGCAGUUGGAAAUAUUGUUACUGGGGAUGAUAUCCAAACACAGGUGAUUCUAAACUGCUCUGCAUUACCCUGUCUCUUGCACUUGCUUAGUAGCCCCAAGGAAUCUAUUCGAAAAGAAGCGUGCUGGACUGUUUCUAAUAUUACUGCAGGAAACAGAGCUCAGAUUCAGGCUGUUAUAGAUGCAAAUAUUUUUCCAAUAUUGAUUGAAAUUCUUCAAAAAGCUGAAUUUCGCACCAGAAAAGAAGCAGCAUGGGCCAUAACUAAUGCAACAUCAGGAGGAACCCCUGAACAGAUUAGGUAUUUGGUAGCACUAGGUUGUACCAAGCCUCUUUGUGACCUCCUGACUGUGAUGGAUUCAAAAAUAGUACAGGUGGCUUUAAAUGGACUUGAAAAUAUUCUGCGCCUUGGAGAACAAGAGUCUAAGCAAAAUGGAAUGGGCAUUAAUCCUUACUGUGCCCUUAUAGAGGAAGCAUAUGGACUUGAUAAAAUCGAAUUUCUUCAGAGGCAUGAAAACCAAGAGAUCUACCAAAAGGCUUUUGAACUCAUAGAACAUUACUUUGGUGUCGAAGAAGAGGACUCCAGUAUUGCACCUCAGGUGGAUGAAAGUCAGCAGCAGUUUGUGUUUCAACAGCAGGAGGCUCCAAUGGAGGGGUUUCAGCUAUAAACUAUUAGAGUGAAGACAUGCAUAAAAUGUAAACACUUGUAGGGUUUUGCGUUUUUUUCCCCCAGAGGUCUUUUCUUCAUGGCCAAAGUUAGAGGAAAAGUCGAAUACGUUUUGCAGAAAUAGAUGAAGAAACAGCUCAUGCACUUUUAUAUAUUGUGUUAGAUACAACUGUUCUUUGUUUUGUAUUUGUGUUUUUCAUUAUCUUACAUGUACAGAAAACAACUGUGAGUAGUUGUGUCUAAAGUAAAGCAUUAAACGUGACUUAACAAGAACUGUUAAGCCAAGACUUGGUAGGAUUUUAGGUAGUGGUUCUGAAUUUUUCAUGUAGUCUGAAACUGCAUAUCAGCAAUACAGUUACUGACAGUUGCAUUUUUGGCAGUAGGCUUGACUUGCCCAGUCUCUAUCAAAUCUACCUCUUGUAUUGAAGCAAAAACAUUGCUUCAGAACUAAGGCAUGAAAUAAAGAUGAGCCUGUAAGAAGCUGAAUUGGAAUGUGAAAAAUAUUUAUUUAAAUUGUGAAACUUUUAUGCAUUACUUACUUUACAACACACUGUUGGAAUUUAUUUAUAAAAUGUAUUUAAAGACAUAAUAGAUAUACAUAUAUAAUGCUAAUUACUAAUUACCUAAUAUAGUACUGAAUAUAUGAAAAAGCUUUUUCUGAAUUAUGUGGGAAGAGGACUAUUUCAGAGGUUUUCAAACUGGAAUCAGCAGAGAGCUUGCUAGUCAUUUGAUAUUGGCUCUGUAAUUAAAGCUGCUAAAUGGCAUUAAAAGUCAUCCACAAAUACAAUACUUUGCAGUGGAAGCAGUUGCUGUAGUUACCACAAGAAUGCUGCGAUUAUGAACGACAGAGAUGGUGAUUUGCACAAAUCACCAAGCAGAUGGUUUACAGCUGUCUCCUGUCAAAAUGUGGUAGCACUACUUUAGCUUGAGAAACAUCCCAAUGUUUGCCUUUCUAGUACAGUAGCUUCUUAAAAGUUUAGACAGUAGGUGGUUUUUUUUUUUUUUUUU